Messenger RNA from Gopherus evgoodei (Goodes thornscrub tortoise), 2405 nucleotides. RefSeq names its product TNF receptor associated factor 4 (gene TRAF4). The record is from RefSeq and is a predicted model, not a curated record. Gene Ontology annotation, molecular function: zinc ion binding; protein binding. The transcript is spliced from 7 exons. Bases 32 to 1444 code for a protein of 470 amino acids. Lineage: Eukaryota; Metazoa; Chordata; Testudines; Testudinidae. Gene Ontology annotation, biological process: positive regulation of JNK cascade; activation of NF-kappaB-inducing kinase activity; regulation of apoptotic process.
GGCGCGGGGGAGCGGCGGCGCCGGCCCCACCAUGCCCGGCUUCGACUACAAGUUCCUGGAGAAGCCGAAGCGGCGGCUGCUGUGCCCGCUGUGCGGCAAGGCCAUGCGGGAGCCCGUGCAGGUCUCCACCUGCGGCCACCGCUUCUGCGACACCUGCCUGCAGGAGUUCCUCAGUGAAGGCGUCUUCAAGUGUCCAGAGGAUCAGCUGCCCCUUGACUAUGCCAAGAUCUACCCGGACCCAGAGCUGGAGGCGCAGGUGCUGACCCUCACCAUCCGCUGCAUCCACAGCGAAGAGGGCUGCCGCUGGAGCGGGCACAUCAAGCACCUGCAGCCCCAUCUCAGCACGUGCGGCUUCAACGUGAUCCCGUGUCCCAACCGCUGCAGCAUGAAGCUGAGCCGGCGCGACCUGCCUGACCACCUGCAGCACGACUGCCCGAAGCGCCGCGUCAGGUGUGAGUUCUGCGCCAGCGACUUCACCGGCGAGGCCUACGAGAACCACCAGGGCGUCUGCCCCCAGGAGAGCGUGUACUGUGAGAACAAGUGUGGGGCCCGUAUGAUGCGUCGGCUGCUGUCCCAGCACACACUGGCCGACUGCCCCAAGCGCACCCAGCCCUGCCCCUACUGCACCAAGCAGUUUGUCUUUGACACCAUCCAGAAUCACCAGUACCAGUGUCCCCGCUACCCCGUGUCCUGCCCCAACCAGUGUGGGACACCUAGCAUCGCCAGAGAAGAGCUGUCCGGGCACCUGAAGGAGAACUGCAGCACUGCCAUGGUGCUGUGCCCUUUCAAAGACGCUGGCUGCAAACAUCGGUGCCCCAAGCUGGCCAUGAGCCGGCACCUGGACGAGAGCACCAAGGUGCAUCUGGGCAUGGUGUGCUCGCUGGUGAGCCGGCAGCGGCAGGAGAUCCAGGAGCUGCGGCAGGAUGUGGAGGAGCUGUCGGUCAGCAGCGACGGGGUCCUGAUCUGGAAGAUCGCAGACUAUGCCCGCAAGCUGCAGGACUCCAAACUGCGCAGCAACUAUGAGUUCUUCAGCCCACCCUUCUACAGCCACCGGUAUGGCUACAAGCUGCAGGUGUCCGUGUUCCUCAACGGGAACGGCAGCGGAGAAGGCAGCCACCUGUCCGUCUACAUCCGGGUGCUGCCAGGCCAGUACGACAACCUCCUGGAGUGGCCCUUCUCCUACCGCGUCACCUUCUCCCUGCUGGACCAGAGCGACCCCUCGCUGUCCAAGCCCCAGCACAUCACCGAGACCUUCAACCCCGACCCCAACUGGAAGAAUUUCCAGAAGCCGGGGGCCUCCCGCAGCUCCCUGGAUGAGAGCACCCUGGGCUUCGGGUACCCCAAGUUCAUCUCGCACGAGGACAUCAAGAAGCGCAACUACGUGCGGGACAACACAGUCUUCAUCAAAGCCUCGGUGGAGAUCCCGCCGCGAAUCCUGGCCUGAGCCUGUGGCUGGGUGUGGCAUGGAGACAUUACCCAGGGGCUGUGUGGCCCAGCCCGGCCAUCACUGCAGUCUAUAGCAGCCUGAGGGCACCGUGGGCUUGUGCCUGACUGGGGCCCUUGUGGUGGUUCCGCCCCAGAGGCCUGGCAGCUCCCUCCUGAGCAGGAACUGUCCCAAGUGAGCAGGUUUCCUGCAGCUGGCUUGGAGCCAGUGCAGCCCUGGCCUGGAACCGCCUGGGCCCCGUGGCUCAUGCUGCCACGAUCUGGGGCAUCUAAGCUGCCACCCCAUUGCCAGAAAGUGGAUCCACCUGAUCUCCACUAUGACCCAAGCUCUCCUCCAAUCAGCUGGCCUGACAACAUUCCCCUCCCCUCCUGAGAAGCAAACGGUGCCUGGAGGGACCGAGGCCCGGGGCUCCCUGCAGGCUGCCCCCCUUGGGGCAGGACUCGCCCCUGUGCCCUGCAGCUUAGCAAGGGCCCCAGAGAGGCCUGGACAAGACAGGAGCCAUGUAGCGGGGGCAGGGACCCCCUCCCCUGCCAUGAGGCCUUUGCAAUGAAGCCCUAAGCAGGGAGCCCCAGUGAGGAGUCCCCUUGUAGCUACCAGCCCCUCAGUGCUCUGGCAAGCCCCACAGGGAGGCACAGAACAGCCAGAGCCUGAUGCCCCAGCAGCAAGGAACCGGCAGGGCCCCUAGUGCUGUGUAUGCAGCUGCCAGGGCCCCCAGGCUCCAUCUCCCUCUUGCUGCCUCAGGGACCCCCGGAGGGCAGAGGGCCCCUCCACACAGAGCUGUGUUUAGUGAGCAUCGGCCCCAGCCUCUUCCUUGCGGGCUGGGCUGCAUGUAUCUUGUUGCCAGGGAGUCUUCCAUGUCGCUCACUCUGAGGGGGGGCGUCUUAUUUAUUGUCCUGGCUGCGGAGCUGCCCCAGCCCUGCUGCCUUCACACUUUUUCAAUAAACUCUUCUUGUAUUUAUCA